ACCAAGCGAUCUUUUUCUCUCUCUCUCACACGCAAACCCAAAGUAUCUCUCUGACUUCCACCAUGAAACGUAGUAACGUCCCAAGCUCCGCCUUGAAACCCGUUUUCAUAACCAGAGCGGAGCGUGAAGCCUUAGCCAUAAGACGCCGUCAACAAGAAGCCGACGAAAUCAACAAAAGCCGUCAAAGCCUCCUCUCCUCCGCUUCCAACAACCACAACAGCAACGAUGUCAACAAACCCUCCGAUUCUGAUCGCCACCGCGAUCGCGAUCGCGACCGUGACCGUGACCGUGACCGAGAUCGACGCAAUAGAGACCGUGACCGCGAAGAGGAUGCCAAGUCUCGCGAGCGCGCGCGGUUGGAGAAGUUGGCGGAGCGAGAGCGCGUGAAAGAGUUCGACUCCAUUAAAGAGCAGUACUUAGGGUCGAAGAAGCCUAAGAAGCGAGUUAUCAGACCCAGCGACAAGUUCAGAUUCUCGUUCGAUUGGGAGAACACGGAGGACACUUCUCGUGACCUGAACGCACUCUACCAAAACCCUCACGAGGCUCAGCCCUUGUUCGGAAGAGGCUUCCGCGCCGGCGUCGACCGCCGCGAGCAGAAGAAGCUCGCGGCCAAGAACGAGAAGGAGACGCGCGAGGAGAUUCGCCGGAAGGAUGGGGUGGAGGAGAGGCCGGAGGAGGCGGCGGCUCAGAAACUCAAAGAACAAGCUGCUGAAAAGUACGGCAAUCUGGACAUGAGAGUCGAUCGGCACUGGAGUGAUAAGAAGCUUGAGGAAAUGAGGGAGAGAGAUUGGAGGAUUUUCAGGGAGGAUUUCAGUAUCUCCUACAGGGGUUCGAAGAUUCCUAGCCCUAUGAGGGCUUGGGACGAGAGCAAAUUGAGUCGAGAGCUGUUGAAGGCGGUCGAGAAAGCCGGGUACAAGAAGCCUUCACCUAUUCAAAUGGCGGCCAUUCCACUCGGCCUACAACAGCGCGACGUGAUUGGGAUUGCAGAGACUGGUUCUGGCAAGACUGCAGCUUUCGUUCUCCCUAUGCUCAGUUACAUUACUAGGCUGCCUCCAAUGAAUGAAGAGAACGAGGCCGAAGGGCCUUAUGCCGUUGUAAUGGCACCCACUCGCGAGCUUGCUCAACAGAUCGAGGAAGAAACUAAUAAGUUUGCUGAGCAUUUGGGGAUCAGAGUGGUCUCCAUUGUUGGUGGGCAGUCCAUUGAGGAACAAGGGUUUAAAAUUAGGCAAGGGUGUGAGGUUGUCAUCGCUACGCCGGGGCGUUUGAUUGAUUGUUUGGAGAGGCGUUAUGCGGUUCUCAAUCAGUGUAAUUAUGUUGUUCUUGAUGAGGCUGAUCGGAUGAUAGAUAUGGGAUUUGAGCCACAGGUUAUGGGUGUGUUGGAUGCAAUGCCUUCUAGCAAUUUGAAACCCGAAAACGAAGAUGAAGAGCUUGAUGGGAAGAAGAUUUAUAGAACCACUUAUAUGUUUAGUGCCACCAUGCCGCCUGCAGUGGAGCGCCUUGCUAGAAAGUAUCUGAGGAAUCCUGUUGUGGUAACUAUAGGUACUGCCGGAAAGACCACAGAUUUGAUAUCCCAGCAUGUGAUGAUGGUUAAGGAAUCGGAGAAGUUUUCUAGGUUACAAAGAUUGCUUAACGAACUUGGUGAUAGGACUGCAAUUGUGUUUGUUAACACUAGGAAGAAUGCAGAUAAUGUUGCCAAGAACUUGGAUAAGGCAGGCUAUCGUGUUACAACCUUACACGGUGGAAAGUCGCAGGAGCAGAGGGAAAUUAGUCUUGAGGGGUUUAGGACAAAAAGAUACAAUGUCCUCGUUGCCACCGAUGUUGCGGGGCGUGGGAUUGACAUACCCAAUGUCGCGCAAGUCAUAAAUUUCGAUAUGCAUGGGAGUAUUGACACAUACACGCAUCGUAUUGGACGAACAGGACGUGCAGGCAAGACGGGUGUGGCCACUACAUUCUUGACUCUUUCAGACUCUGAUGUGUUUUAUGAUCUCAAGCAGAUGCUUAUCCAGAGUAACAGUAGUGUUCCUAAUGAACUUGCAAGACACGAGGCUUCCAAGUUCAAGCCAGGUUCAGUUCCUGAUAGACCACCAAAACGCAAUGACUAUGUUUUUGCCCAUUGAGAAAGUUUGAAGCUUGUGAAGUCACUUUUAGGCGAAGUCUCCGUGUCAAUUGUGUCAUAUGACAGUUUUUAGUUGCUUAAACUUAGUGAGUCAGGUAAGGAACUGCAAUAGAUAAUAGGAUUUUUGGGACCUGAUUGUUAAGACCUGCCUUCCUUGAAGGGGGAAUUGAUGUCAUUACAUUUUUCUGCUGUAGUAUAUUUGCUGUUCUGCUGAUUAUUUAUUGUAGGAAUAUUUUCACGAUGAUAUCAAUUGAGAAUGCUGUAUUUUAUCUCU
This is a messenger RNA of Quercus lobata, 2390 nucleotides long. Its product is annotated as DEAD-box ATP-dependent RNA helicase 21-like. Gene Ontology annotation, molecular function: nucleic acid binding; RNA helicase activity; ATP binding. The record is from RefSeq and is a predicted model, not a curated record. Bases 63 to 2117 code for a protein of 684 amino acids. The transcript has a single exon. NCBI's taxonomy places the organism in Eukaryota, Viridiplantae, Streptophyta, Magnoliopsida, Fagales, Fagaceae.